Messenger RNA from Aspergillus welwitschiae, 603 nucleotides. RefSeq lists its product as uncharacterized. The record is from RefSeq and is a predicted model, not a curated record. The transcript has a single exon. The coding region runs from base 157 to 462 and encodes 101 amino acids. NCBI's taxonomy places the organism in Eukaryota, Fungi, Ascomycota, Eurotiomycetes, Eurotiales, Aspergillaceae.
UUCAAGUACCUGCGCAUGAAGCAUCUGAGAAAUGGAAGGAUUUGUACCCAUGUUUCCCAGGCUUCCCAUGAGGGGUUUCGGAUUCCUGUUCUUGUUCCGUACAGACAUCUAACAUUGGCCUGAGAGUAGCUGGUUAGAUUGGGCUGACGCAGCGCGAUGUCUUGGAUGUCUAGCCCCCAUGUUACAUCUGGAUCGGCGUGCCUUUUAGGGCGACGCUAUAUCAACACCAUCUCCACAACUCAGACCCCCAUUACUUCGACCAUUGGACUGUUUAUUCACCGGUGUAUUCCGAAAUCCCUGAUAUAUAAGAAAAAACCACGCAAUAUAGUGCGAUAUUGGUGUCCAGUCAGAAGCAUCACGCUAAAUCUUGAAUCCUGUAUCGUACCAUCCGCAGAUAAUCUCUGCCAUCCCUCGUCAGGCUGUCUCGCGGCUUCCAGGUGGCAAGUUCAUUUAAUCCUCUAGAUAGCUCGAGAGUACUACAGUAUCCCCAAAGUAGAAACCAGGGGGUUUCGGCUCGGGCCCUCAACCGGCGAGUCCGCCCGAAGUACCCAUUUUUCCGCGGUGGGCGCAGCCAUGAGGCUGAAUUAGAGUCAGGGAUUAUGU